AUGACACAGUUGCUGGUCUUGCUGCUGGUCUUCCUGCUUCUGCCUGUCUCCGCCUGUGAGGUGCUGAAGCCCAAAUGCCCCUUGAAUCUGAUCAAGGAUGAAAACAAGCCCUGGAAUUAUUACAGGCCAGGAGACCAUCUCAUUGGGGGGCUCAUCUCAGAAACUCCUGUCCUGUUCCAACCAACCAUCUUUUCAGAGCCUCCCUCCAUCAGACUUCAUGGGAAAGGUGUGACAACGAACUGGCAUGUCCUGUCUUUCCUCUUUGCCAUUCAGGAGAUCAAUGGGCACUCCCAGGGCUUGCCCAACCUCACGCUGGGCUACAACGUCUACGAGGACUAUUUUGAUGCCAGGAUGGCCUCGGAGGCCCUGGUAGACCUGGCAUCAACGGGGCCAUCCAACGUGCCAAACUACCACUGUGGGAGGCAGAACAACUUGCUGGCAGUUCUCGAAGGAGCCGAGUCAGAAAUCUCCAGCCAGAUUGCCAGUGUGCUCAGCAUCUACAAAAUCCCACAGGUCAGCUACGGUUUUGUCGCUUGCCUUCCGAAUGAAUUCCCCUUUUUGUACCAGAAGGUGCCAAAAGCAGAUUGCCAGUCCCAGGGCAUUGUCCAGCUGCUUCUGCACUUCCAGUGGACGUGGGUCGGUCUCCUUGCUCCACAGACUGACGGUGGAGAACGCUUCCUGCAGACGUUUCCAUCCCUGCUCAUCAGGAACCACAUCUGUGUCGGCUUCUCACAAAGCAUCCCAUUCCUGGCUACAAAAAUGCUGCUCUUCCCCUACAGGGAGUUUUGUUUGCAAUCAAAAGUUAAUGUGUAUGUUUAUUAUGGAGAGAUCCGCUUCUUUUACAGCACAAUAUUAGUUGUCCAAAAACUUACUGAACUGUUUGCCAUGAAUCUCAUUGUAGGAAAAGUCUGGAUCACAACAGCUUUGUGGGACCUCAGUUUGACCUUGUCACACAGAGUUUUGUCUCCAUGGUUUGUCCAUGGCUUUUUCCCCUUUUUAUUCCAUUCUAACAAAAGGAGAAACAUGGAGGAGUCUUAUGCAGCUAACACUGGCAUCACACAAUUUUUUAGAGAAGGGUUUAACUGUUCUCAUUCAAAACCUGUGACAUCUGUGAAAGACCAGAGAAGAUGCAUAGAGAAGGCAGGACUGGUGGAGACUCUGCCCCGGGAUGCAAUUCAAGGGGCCCUUUCUCUCGAUAACUACAACAUUUACAACAGUGUCCGUGCCGUGGCCCACGCCCUGAAGUCUGCCUACUCCUCCAGAUCCUUGAGGUCGGCCCUGAAGACUGGAGGCAGGUCUGUGCUUCAAAGGGUGCAGCCGUGGCAGCUUCACUCUUUCAUGAGGAACUUCCAGUUUCACAAUACUUCCACGGAUGGAGUUUAUUGGGAUGAAAAUGAGGAUCCAGCAGCUAACCUGGACCUUAUGAACUGGGUGUUGCUUUCCAACACGUCCUUUGGGGGAGUGAAAUGUGGGAGCGCAGAGAGACUGGCGUCCUCAGACAUCAAGUUCACCAUUGACACGGAAGCCAUUGUGUGGCCCAAGAGCAUGCCUCGCUCCCGGUGUACCGACAGUUGUCCCCCUGGCUAUGCCAAAGUGGCCAAAAGAGGAGAGCCUGUUUGCUGCUAUCGGUGUGUUCGAUGUACAGAGGGGACCAUCUCCAUUCAAGAAGAUGCAGAAUACUGCAACAAAUGUCCAGAAAAUGAGUAUCCCAAUAAGGAACAAGAUUUCUGUGUCCCCAAAACUGUCAUCUUCCUCUCUUAUGAAGAACCACUGGGGGUCAUCCUAACUUUCUUUGCCCUGUUUCUGUGCCUAAGCACAGCCUUGGUGUUAGGAGUCUUUAUAAGACACCUAGAAACUCCGCUGGUCAAAGCCAACAACCGGGACCUCUCCUACGUUCUCCUGGUCUCACUCCUGCUGUCCUUUUGCUCUUCCUUCCUUUUUAUUGGGCGGCCAAGAAAGGUCACCUGCCUUCUCCGGCAAACUGCCUUCAGCACCAUCUUCUCGGUCGCUGUCUCCUCUCUCCUGGCCAAAACCAUCACCGUGGUGGUGGCCUUCAUGGCCACGAAGCCCGGGAGCGGGAUGAGGAAAUGGCUGGGGAAGAGUCUGGCAAACUCCAUCGUCCUUUCCUGUUCCGCCCUUCAAGCAGGCAUCUGCACUGUCUGGCUGGGGCUCUCUCCCCCCUUUCCAGAUGCUGACCUGCAUUCCUUGCCUGGACACAUCACCCUGCAAUGUAAUGAGGGGUCUGCUGCCAUGUUUUAUGGGGUCCUGGGCUACAUGGGCUUCAUGGCGGCUGUCUGUUUCACGGUGGCCUUCCUGGCCAGGAAGCUGCCGGGGGCCUUCAACGAAGCCAAGCUGAUCACCUUCAGCAUGCUGGUCUUUUGCAGCGUGUGGGUGUGCUUUGUGCCCACCUAUCUGAGCACCAAGGGGAAAUACACGGUCGCCGUGCAGAUCUUCUCCAUCUUGGCCUCGGGCGCUGGUUUGCUGGGCUGCACCUUCCUCCCCAAGUGCUACAUUCUCUUACUGAGGCCUGACCUGAAUACAAGGGAGCAUCUCAUGAUGAAAGCGAAAGAGGCCACCUGA
Heteronotia binoei (common prickly gecko) is the source of this 2580-nucleotide messenger RNA. RefSeq names its product vomeronasal type-2 receptor 26-like. Lineage: Eukaryota; Metazoa; Chordata; Lepidosauria; Squamata; Gekkonidae. Bases 1 to 2580 code for a protein of 859 amino acids. Gene Ontology annotation, biological process: G protein-coupled receptor signaling pathway. The record is from RefSeq and is a predicted model, not a curated record. Gene Ontology annotation, cellular component: membrane. The transcript is spliced from 6 exons. Gene Ontology annotation, molecular function: G protein-coupled receptor activity.